AUGGUCCACGAAGAUCCCAAGAAGACUCCCUCCAUUCCCUCAUGGCAGCAGCAGUACACCUCAGAGCAAAAGCACGGGGACUCUUCUUCGCAUGACCAGCCCCCAGAUACCAGCACACAGGCAUCUCCGCCACCUUCAGAAAUACCUCUUCUUGAGCAAGCCCGAAAGUUCCUCGAAGACGAGUCUAUACAAAAUGCCUCGCGAGAACGCAAAGUUGCGUUCUUGGAGCAGAAAGGUGUACAGCCAGAAGAGAUAGAAAAACUCCUUGGCCCGGAACACUCAAGUCCUUCGACGGCCUCUGAUGAGGACUCUGAACUAAAGACCAUACACGACAGCAGCCAGACGCAGGCUUCAGAAGGCAAAGAGACGGAGUCAACCACAAAGCCAGUCGGUAAAGAAGCGCGAUCGCAAUCCACCACGGUUGCGCAGAAGCGCGAGGUUCCCCCGAUCAUCACCUAUCCAGAAUUUCUGCUGAAACCCCAAAAACCACCUCCGCUGGUCACUUUCGAACGCCUUGCCCAUGCAGCCUACGUUUUCGCGGGCGCGUCUGCCUUGACAUGGGCCGCAAGCAAAUACAUUGUGCAGCCCAUGAUCGAAUCCCUUACCGAAGCUCGCCACGACCUUGCAGAAACUGCGAAGACAAACCUUGAAACUCUCAACAAGAAGCUGGAAUCCACCGUAUCCCAUAUCCCUUACAUACCGAGCAGCACAGUCCUGCAACAGCAAAAAGCUCAAGAAGACGACGAUGUUGAAUCCGUGGAUUCAGAUCCAACAGAACUGUUCCACCGCGAUGUCGCAACACAAACGUCCCCCCGGCCCUCUCGGGCGAUGUCAUUCUCCUCCUUUCCAGAUAAUGACCACCUGUACGCGCAAGAUCCCACAACGUCACAGUCCUCGCGUUUGCGCUCCUUGCACUCGACGCUCUUCUCUCUGCUCAAUUCCCAAAACAAUACCUAUUCUCAAGACCGCCUGAAAGAUUCUGUGAGUGGCUUUCAAGCCGUCAUUGACAAACUCGAAGCAAGUCACAACCCAUUCCAGGUCGACUUCAUGGGAUCAUUCUCCAGCUACAGCGGACCGGGCACAUCAACUGCGACAGGCACAGAUAAUAAACAAAAGAAGCAAACGCCCGUCAAUGAGGCGACAAAGUUCAGGAACGAGAUACGUGCGCUGAAAGGCGCGUUACUCAAAAACAACCCAGCUGUGAGGGGAGUGGCAUUGAAUUCCUACUGGAGUCCCCAUCAUAGGGACAACUUUGGCUCAUCGGAGCAGCAUAACAAGCAUCCUGGAAAUCUACCCACAUCCGUGCAGGCCGCCGGGCAGUUCGACCUCCUAGCUACUCAGAGCCAGUCUGACGAUUCAGAAACUCCGACGCAGUUCACUUCUCCCGAGAGUCACGAACAUCCCGGGCGUUCGAACCAUCCUGAACCUCCUGAGGCACAGUAUUCCUAUGAAACUCCUGGAAAACCAUUCUAUGUCGACGCUUCUGAAGGGCAAAUCUACAUCGAUCUCCUCCAAGCGCAAGAGGACUAUGAACCUCAUCAAAAGAGAAGGAAAUAUGUUGAGCCUCCUAGAAAGCCCUGGCGAGAUUGCGGUGCCCUGAUCCCCUGUACAAACGCCGCCAUCCGACGACACAUUCGUGAUCAGUUUUGGAGACAAGUCUGGCCUGGAGCCGAAGAUUCGAGUUGGUAUUGGUCAAUUCACCAACAACCACGCCUCCUUUCAAAUGAUCAUGCAACAAGAGCCUCUAAGGAUCCCCCUAGAGCAGAGGAGUACAGACACUUCAAGGUGACACUUCCCUGGCGCAUUUUCAUUGUCGAUUUUGAAACGGUGUACCGCCAGGAGCGAAGAAAUCUGCCCCAAUAUCUCCUCGAACUUACUGUUCGUGAUGGAAAUGGUAAAAUCAUUGUGAGCUGCGUUAUCAACAAUGAAGGGGUCACUAACACCAUGUUCGAGGCUGAAGUUCGGCGCGCAGGGUAUACCUGUCCAGGGAAGCUAGGGCUUAUAAGACAUCGAGGGCCUACGGAGAACAAACUCCCUCACAACGCGAAAACGCCAAAGGAGAUAGUUGACAUCCUGAUUGCUGCAGGCUUGAACCCUAACAUACUCUGGAUAGAAUAUUCCAGAGGCUGCUUUGACCGACGUUGCAUGGAGCUUCUCAUUAAACAAGCUGGAAUGUCGCCCGAUUCGAUCCUUCCACCUCCCGAUCAAGGAAAAGAGAAGCGUGCGUCUCGUGGGAUUCGGGCGUCUUUCGAGAGGAUAGAAUGGCACAUGAUGAUCAGCUGGGAACUGGGGGCGGAUUUGGGGAGAGGGCAAUCAAUCGAACUCAUUGCUUUGGUUCGAAGCAAAACGCAGCCUACCCUGGACUCUUCUGAUACAUUGUACCUAACCAACUAA
Fonsecaea nubica is the source of this 2394-nucleotide messenger RNA. RefSeq lists its product as hypothetical. Gene Ontology annotation, cellular component: peroxisomal membrane; peroxisomal importomer complex. Gene Ontology annotation, molecular function: signaling receptor binding. Gene Ontology annotation, biological process: protein import into peroxisome matrix, docking. The record is from RefSeq and is a predicted model, not a curated record. The transcript has 2 exons. NCBI's taxonomy places the organism in Eukaryota, Fungi, Ascomycota, Eurotiomycetes, Chaetothyriales, Herpotrichiellaceae. The coding region runs from base 1 to 2394 and encodes 797 amino acids.